GACACCGAUUCCCAGAGCGAUGUCUUGCGAGCCGCUGGCAUUGGCAUCACCGAGAAUAACCCGACUGAACCCGUUCUCACUCUGCGCAUAUGGGUGCUGGGCGUGGUCUUCUGCAUUGUUGCCUGUGGUUUAAACAUAUUAUAUACCCUCCGUUCUCCUGUUGACCUGUCCUCUGGGUACAUGGAAUAUGUAUUAAUCUACGUGAUGUCCAAUCUCAGCAUCUAUGUCCGACUUGGGGCCGACGUGUUGACGGAACAGGAGAUGUUCUAUGGAUAUAAGGCUGGCUGGGGAUUUCAAUUUCUCAUCACAUUGGCCACUUUUUGA
Molecule: messenger RNA, 324 nt
Organism: Penicillium alfredii
Lineage: Eukaryota; Fungi; Ascomycota; Eurotiomycetes; Eurotiales; Aspergillaceae
Exons: 2
Source: RefSeq, a predicted model, not a curated record